CCUGCCUUGUGGGGGAGACUGGAUGUCAUGUGGUGAUAAGACCCUGGGGCCUGAACCUCUUUGAAUCUGCCCGUUGCUCUUUGAAGCCCAGAAAUUUGCCUGAAGGAGCCCCUCCCGUCCAGUCGCAUUCUGUGCUCACUCCUGACGGGAGGCACCACCUGCCUCAACUUCCUCUUCUCAACUCCAGUCCCAGGGGACACCUUCCCACAGGGGGAGUCUCUGGGGGCAGGGCCCCCUAGGAGUUGGGGGAGGGCCUGGAUCCUGCAUCUAGAGUCACGUUUUUCCAAAGAAUCAAAAUGAGAGCUACAUGCAUCAGUUUACAUUUUCUAGUGGCAACGUUAGAAAAAGUAAAAAGAAACGGGUGAAGUUAGUUCUAGCCGUAUAUGUUUAACUCAGUGCGUGUGACAUUAUUUCAACACGUAAUCAAUAUAAAAAAAUAUUGAGAUACUUCACGUCCUUGUUUUCAUGCUAAGUCUUCAAUAUCCAGAAUGUCUCUUGCCCUUAGAGCAGACCUCACUUCAGACGAGCCACAUUUCAAGUGCCCAUAGUCACAUGUGACUGGUGGCUGCACAGCACAGACCUGGAGCUCAGAGCUGGGAGGCAGAGCCGGGGGAGACUUGGGGCUGCCCAGGGGGUAGAGAACCUAUUGGGACCCGGCUGUGGGCAGAGAUGGCCACAGAAAGGCCUGGCAAGGGAGGGGGGACAUGGCAGUCCCUUUUGCGGGUGUAACUUGAGAUCCCUGAUUGGUGGUAGCUGAGGUGUGGUGUGGUGUGGCUUGGGCUGCAAUCUCAGACUCAUACAUGUGUCUGGGCUGACGUUCUAAGUCGACGUACCAGGAAACCAUACACGGGGGUGUGUGUGGGGGGGACUUCAAGGGCACCAGAAUGAGUAUCCAUUCCCUCCCCUGCCAAAAAUCCUGUCUUCUCAGCCUAAAUUAAACCAGGUUCACCCUGGUCACCCUUUGGCUCCUGGUCCCUUUGGCAUCCCCCGUUCAGAAGUUUUGCUGGGGAUGUGAUGAAGAUGGAAAGGGGUGGCACUGCCAUGGCCGAUGUCCAGCUGGGAGAGAGAGCUGCAUCAGUGGGCACCACUCACUGACUUGGCUGUUGGUUCCAAUCCAAAGCAAUGAUGUUUACUUAGCAGGGAUACGCAUCACGCCCUUGGGUGAGGUCAAAAAAAUCCUGCACACUAGCGACGGCCUGGGGAAACAGCUCGUGUGUGAGACCUCAGGGUCCCAGGUGACCCUGGGUCCUGACCAAGUCAGUGGUGUCACAGCCCUGCUGUGGAGUAGGUACUUCUAAGUUGAGGCCACUCAACUACUAAGUUGAGUGGGGGUGUCUGAGGCCCAGGAGGACGGGGCUCUAUGCCAAACGGGGCCACGCAGAGCAGGGCCCUUAGGGAUGUUAGUUUCAGUUUAGGAUGGGGAACAUGGAGGCAGGGCAGAGAGUGUCACAGAAGCUGCCUUCUCUCACCUGGAUGUGGGCUGUCGCUAUAGGAUAAGGAUGUUGAUAGCAGUGGGGAGCCCCCAUGCUGCUGUGAGGUAGGUCCCAUGUUAUCUCAAGAAAACCUACCUGAGUGGCUUCCCCAGGACCACACGGCUAGUCAGUGGCAGAGCUGGGACUUGAACUCAGGUCUGUCUGACUCAAAUCCAUGCCCCUGGACACCAGACUAGCAUUUUCAGUGUGUUCUCCCAGGGUAGGGCCCAGACAGAUGAGUUUCCAAGGCUCUGGCCUUUGCAGCCAAGCAAACUGUUCAACAGCAGAAUGGAAGUCAUGAGCACUGAUGGGGACUCCCGUUCUUCCUGCCCCCACCCCUCCAGAGAGCCCUGGGGAUGCUCAGCUAACCUGUCUCUUUCUCUUUAUCUGUGUCUGGCUCUCCCUCCCUCUCUGCCUCUCUUUGUGGAGGGAGGUUUUCUCCUGUUUUCUUUCAUCCUUGGGAUGUGUGUGUCUCUGACUCCUCCCCCCCUUCCCCCCCCCCCCCCGCACUGUGUGCUCAUCUUUUCUCUUCGUGCUUCUGUCUCCCUCCCUGUACCCACCCUGAUCUCUCUGCAGGACCCUCUGGUGGACAUGGGUGGUGCCCUGGGGCCCGCCCUGCUGCUCGCCUCACUCCUCGGUGCCUGGGCAGGGCUGGGCCCGGGGCAGGGUGAGCAAGCUAUGACGGUGGCCGUAGUGUUUGGCAGCUCGGGGCCACCGCAGGCCCAAGCUCGUACCCGCCUCACCUCCCAGAGCUUCGUGGACCUGCCUCUGGAGAUCCAGCCGCUCACCGUGGGGGUCAACAACACCAAUCCCAGCAGCCUCCUCACCCAGAUCUGCGGGCUCCUAGGCGCUGCCCGCGUCCAUGGCAUCGUCUUUGAGGACAACGUGGGCACCGAGGCCGUGGCCCAGAUCCUGGACUUCAUCUCCUCCCAGACCCAUGUGCCCAUCCUCAGCAUCAGUGGGGGCUCUGCUGUGGUCCUCACCCCCAAGGAGCCGGGCUCGGCCUUCCUGCAGCUGGGCGUUUCCCUGGAGCAGCAGCUGCAGGUGCUGUUCAAGGUGCUGGAGGAGUACGACUGGAGCGCGUUCGCCGUCAUCACCAGCCUGCACCCGGGGCACGCGCUUUUCCUGGAGGGGGUGCGCGCCGUCGCCGACGCCAGCUACCUGAGCUGGCGGCUGCUGGACGUGCUCACGCUGGAGCUGGGCCCGGGCGGGCAGCGCGCACACACCCAGCGCCUGCUGCGCCAGCUCGACGCCCCGGUGCUGGUGGCCUACUGCUCGCGCGAGGAGGCCGAGGUGCUCUUCGCCGAGGCGGCGCAGGCCGGCCUGGUGGGGCCCGGACACGUGUGGCUGGUGCCCAGUCUGGCGCUGGGCAGCACCGACGCGCCUCCCGCCGCCUUCCCCGUGGGCCUCAUCAGCGUCGUCACCGAGAGCUGGCGCCUCAGCCUGCGCCAGAAGGUCCGCGACGGCGUGGCCAUCCUGGCCCUGGGCACCCACGGCUACCAGCGGCAGCACGGUGCCCUGCCCUCCCCGGCUGGGGACUGUCGUGGCCACCCUGGGCCCAUCAGCCCUGCCCGGAAGGCCUUCUACAGGCACCUACUGAAUGUCACCUGGGAGGGCCGAGACUUCUCCUUCAGCCCUGGUGGGUACCUGGUCCAGCCCACCAUGGUUGUGAUCGCCCUCAACCGUCACCGCCUCUGGGAGAUGGUGGGUCGCUGGGACCAUGGUGUCCUCCACAUGAAGUACCCGGUGUGGCCUCGCUAUAGUGCCUCCUUGCAGCCUGUAGUGGACAGCCGGCACCUGACGGUGGCCACGCUGGAAGAGCGGCCCUUUGUCAUUGUGGAGAGCCCUGACCCCAGCACGGGCGGCUGUGUGCCCAACACUGUGCCCUGCCGCAGGCAGAGCAACCACACCUUCAGCAGCGGUGACACGGCCCCCUACACCAAGCUCUGCUGUAAGGGCUUCUGCAUUGACAUCCUCAAGAAGCUGGCCAAGGUGGUCAAGUUCUCCUAUGACCUGUACCUGGUGACCAAUGGCAAGCAUGGCAAGAGGGUUCGAGGCGUGUGGAACGGCAUGAUCGGGGAGGUGUACUACCAGCGGGCAGACAUGGCCAUCGGCUCCCUCACCAUCAACGAGGAACGUUCCGAGAUUGUGGACUUCUCUGUGCCUUUUGUGGAGACGGGCAUCAGUGUGAUGGUGGCACGCAGCAAUGGCACCGUGUCCCCCUCGGCCUUCCUGGAGCCCUACAGCCCUUCAGUGUGGGUGAUGAUGUUUGUCAUGUGUCUCACCGUGGUGGCCAUCACAGUCUUCAUGUUUGAGUACUUCAGCCCUGUCAGCUACAACCAGAACCUCACCAGUGGCAAGAAGUCUGGGGGCCCAUCCUUCACCAUCGGCAAGUCUGUGUGGCUGCUGUGGGCGCUGGUCUUCAACAACUCGGUGCCCAUCGAGAACCCCCGAGGCACCACCAGCAAGAUCAUGGUCCUAGUCUGGGCCUUCUUCGCCGUCAUCUUCCUUGCCAGCUACACCGCCAACUUGGCCGCCUUCAUGAUCCAGGAGCAGUACAUCGACACUGUGUCUGGCCUCAGUGAUAAGAAGUUUCAGCGGCCUCAAGAUCAGUACCCACCCUUCCGCUUCGGCACGGUGCCCAACGGCAGCACAGAGCGGAACAUUCGCAGCAACUACCGAGAGAUGCACACCCACAUGGUCAAGUUCAACCAGCGUUCGGUGGAGGAUGCGCUCACCAGCCUCAAGAUGGGGAAGCUGGAUGCCUUCAUCUAUGAUGCUGCUGUCCUCAACUACAUGGCGGGCAAGGACGAGGGCUGCAAGCUGGUCACCAUUGGCUCUGGCAAGGUUUUUGCCACCACUGGCUACGGCAUCGCCAUGCAGAAGGACUCCCACUGGAAGCGGGCCAUAGACCUGGCGCUCCUGCAGUUCCUGGGGGAUGGGGAGACACAGAAGCUGGAGACGGUGUGGCUCUCGGGGAUCUGUCAGAACGAGAAGAACGAGGUAAUGAGCAGCAAGCUGGACAUCGACAACAUGGCGGGCGUCUUCUACAUGCUGCUGGUGGCCAUGGGACUGGCCCUGCUGGUCUUUGCCUGGGAGCACCUGGUCUACUGGAAGCUGCGCCACUCAGUGCCCAACACGUCUCAGCUGGACUUCCUGCUGGCUUUCAGUAGGGGCAUCUACAGCUGCUUCAGCGGGGUGCAGAGCCUGGCCAGCCCCGCGCGGCCGCCCAGCCCGGACCUGACCGCCGGCUCGACCCAGGCCAGCGUGCUCAAGAUGCUGCAGGCGGCGCGUGACAUGGUGACCACGGCUGGCGUGAGCAGCUCCCUGGACCGCGCCACGCGCACCAUCGAGAGCUGGGGCAGCAGCCGCCGCGCUCCCCCGCCACCCGCCUGCCCCGGCCCGCGGCCACCCACGCCCGGCCCGUCCCCGGCGCCCAGCCCCCCGGGCCGGGGGCCGCCGGGCGGGGGUCGUGCCGCGCUGGCGCGCAGGGCUCCGCAGCUCCCGGGCCGCCCUCCGACGCCUGGGCCGUCGCCGCCAGACGUGUCCCGGGUGUCGGGCAGGCCGCCCCGGGAGGUGCGACGGCCGGUGCAGGCCGGGCGCGGCGGGCGGCACCUCUCGGCCUCCGAGCGGCGCGCGCUCCCAGCGCGCCCCCUGUCGCCCGAGCGCUGCCACUACAGCUCCUUCCCUCGAGCCGACCGGUCGGGGCGCCCCUUCCUCCCGCUCUUCCCGGAGCCCCCGGAGCCAGAGGACCUGCCGCUACUCGGGCCGGAGCAGCUGGCUCGGCGGGAGGCCCUGUUGCGCGAGGCCUGGGCCCAGGGUCCACGCCCGCGCCACGCUUCCCUGCCCAGCUCGGUGGCCGAGGCCUUCGUCCAGCCCCGGUCGCUGCCCACUCGGUGUGGCCGCCCGGCCUGCCGGCGCUUGGCGCAGGCGCCGUCGAUGCGGCUGCCGUCCUACCGGGAGGCCUGCCAGGAGAGCGUGUGGGCCAGGGUCCCCGUCUGGCCGCACAGACAGCACGCCUGCCUGCACGCCCACGUGCCGCUUUGCUGGGGGGCCAUCUGUCCCCACCUCCCCCGCUGUGCCAGCCAUGGCCCCUGGCUCACUGGGGCCUGGGGGCCUCCGAGGCACAGAGGCAGGACCCUGGGGCUGAGCACAGGCUACAGGGACAAUGGGGGGCUGGAAGAGGUCAGCAGGGUGGCCUGUGGGACACACGGCUUCCCUGGACCUUGUACCUGGAGGCGGAUCUCCAGCUUGGAGUCAGAAGUGUGAGGGGUCAGCUACUGUGGUUCCUGGUCAACUGGAUUCUCUGCCUGGCACUUCCAGGGUUAGUGCGGGCAGGCGUUUCUGGAUUCCGCCUUGAAAUCCUGGCCUUGGGUCCCCCGUGACAGAUGUCUUCCAUGGUCAGUUGAGUGACCUCGGCGGCCUCCAGUCCUGGUGUGGUCCGGGUGGGCUGUUGCUGUCCUCUUAUGCAAAGCCCUUCCCGCCUGUCCUGGAGUCACCGGGAGCAGUGAUGUCUCCCUGCCCUGAUGUUAGCUAGUUUCUAGUCAAGACUGCGGGGGCCUGGUGUAGGAGUAUGGUGGCUGGAACUCGGGGUGGGGGUGGGGGCUGUCCCCCCACCCCCACCCCCUGCCCUCCCUGACUGGAGUUUCUUCUCAGAGCGCUGGGGCAUUAAACAAAUCUUUUACAACCCA
Molecule: messenger RNA, 6163 nt
Organism: Felis catus (domestic cat)
Lineage: Eukaryota; Metazoa; Chordata; Mammalia; Carnivora; Felidae
Gene: GRIN2C
Product: glutamate ionotropic receptor NMDA type subunit 2C
Exons: 12
Coding region: 1761-5741 (1326 amino acids)
Biological process (GO): excitatory postsynaptic potential; long-term synaptic potentiation; synaptic transmission, glutamatergic
Cellular component (GO): postsynaptic membrane; NMDA selective glutamate receptor complex; plasma membrane
Molecular function (GO): NMDA glutamate receptor activity; transmitter-gated monoatomic ion channel activity involved in regulation of postsynaptic membrane potential
Source: RefSeq, a predicted model, not a curated record